AUGGGGCUUACCGAUUCUGAAGGCAGUCGUUAUCCGAAGAGAAACGAAGAACGGCCAAACUACGCUGCAGAUAUAAAAAUCCCCGAAGAUGAUAGGUACCUGUAUUGCUACACAUGCAAACGCUCAGUGAUGGAUGGUUGUUUUAAGCAUCCUGUCCGAUGGAUUGGGAAUUUACCUUUGGUUGUGUGCAAACAAGCAGAGGAUAAAUUUGUUUUUCAUCAGAAAACCAAAUGUGUAUGGGGACAGUUAUAUUAUGAGCACGCAGCGAAAACUGCGCCUGGACAAUGGAUCAAAAUCUUAAGAUCCCGAAUUCCUGGUGCAGGUCUUGGCGCUUACGCCAAUGCAAAGAUAGAGUGUGAUACGGUCUUCGGUCCAUUUGGUGGACAAGUUGUUUACGUGGAUGAAAUGAGUAGCUCCGAGCAACUCAAAAGAUCACGCGGUGGGUAUGCCUGGCUUGUAAGGGCGAAUGUAGAUGGCGUCAGGCAGCACUGGAUUGAUGCUCGAAAUUGUUUGAAUUCUAACUGGUUAAGAUUUGUUAAUUGCUCCAGAUUCGAUGAGGAACAAAACCUCGUGACAGUUCAAUAUAGGGGGAAGAUAUACUACAGAGCAUGCAAA
Molecule: messenger RNA, 615 nt
Organism: Trichobilharzia szidati
Lineage: Eukaryota; Metazoa; Platyhelminthes; Trematoda; Strigeidida; Schistosomatidae
Source: the annotation of a GenBank genome assembly